AGUGCAUUCGAUACUAGAUUUUCCCACCUCCCCAGUCAAUAAAUGAGCCUCAGGGUGGCGACGGACCACAGCGCGGACAACACGACGGCGGUGCUGCGCGAAUGGCUGGUGCGAGUGCAGGGCCUCUACCACCGCGUGGAGUGGCGGCCGUUGGAGGAGCCCCGGUCCUACCCCGACGAGGAAGGCCCAAAGCACUGGUCAAACUCCCGCUACGAGCACGUGAUGAAGCUCCGGCAGGCAGCCUUGAAGGCUGCCCGGGACAUGUGGGCCGACUACAUCCUGUUUGUUGAUGCGGAUAACAUCUUGACGAAUCCAGACACCCUGGACUUGCUGAUGGCAGAGAAUAAGACCGUGGUAGCACCCAUGCUCGAUUCUCGUGCUGCCUAUUCUAAUUUCUGGUGUGGAAUGACUUCUCAGGGUUAUUAUAAGCGCACUCCUGCCUACAUUCCUAUUCGGAAACGAGAUCGACGUGGCUGCUUUGCUGUCCCCAUGGUGCAUUCCACUUUUCUUAUUGACUUGCGGAAAGAGGCCUCCCGAGACCUUGCUUUCUACCCACCGCACCCUGAUUACACCUGGUCUUUUGAUGACAUCAUUGUUUUUGCAUUUUCCUGUAGGCAGGCAGAAGUCCAGAUGUUUGUUUGUAACAAGGAAGUUUAUGGCUUUCUUCCGGUGCCGCUAAGAUCCCACAGCACCUUGCAGGAUGAGAUGGAGAGUUUCAUGCAUGUCCAGCUAGAGAUCAUGGUGAAGAACCCUCCAGCAGAGCCUUCGCAAUACGUAUCUGUCCCACCCAAGAUCCCUGACAAGAUGGGCUUUGAUGAGGUUUUCAUGAUUAACUUGAAGCGCCGGACAGACAGACGAGACCGAAUGCUGCGAACGCUGUACGAACAGCAGAUUGAGUGCAAAAUCAUUGAAGCGGUGGAUGGCAAAGCUAUGAAUAGCAGUGAGGUAGAAGCUCUGGGAAUUAAAAUGCUGCCAGGUUAUAAGGAUCCAUACCAUGGCCGUCCUCUCACCAAAGGAGAGUUGGGUUGUUUCCUCAGUCACUACAAGAUCUGGAAGGAGAUUGUUGAGAGGGGGCUGGAGAAAUCGGUAGUGUUUGAGGAUGACUUGCGCUUUGAGAUCUUCUUCAAGCGGCGCCUGAUGAAUCUCAUGUAUGACUUGGAAGAGGAGGGUUUGGACUGGGAUCUGAUUUACAUUGGGAGGAAGCGGAUGCAGGUAGAGCAUCCUGAAAAGUCUGUGCCUCAUGUGCGGAACCUCGUGGAGGCUGAUUAUUCCUACUGGACUUUGGCCUAUGUGAUUUCACUACAGGGAGCUCAUAAGCUGCUGGCAGCUGAACCGCUCUCCAAAAUGUUACCCGUUGAUGAAUUUCUUCCGGUCAUGUUUGACAAACAUCCUGUCUCUGACUACAUGAAGCAUUUUGAAGAUCGGAACUUGCUGGCCUUUUCAGUGGAGCCACUGUUAGUUUAUCCAACUCACUAUACCGGUGAUGAUGGCUACAUCAGUGACACAGAGACCUCAGUGGUGUGGAACAAUGAGAAAAUAAAGACUGACUGGGAUCGUGCCAAAUCCCAGAAAAUGAAAGAGCAGCAGGAGCUGAGAAAUGAGGCCAAGAACUCAGAUGUGCUACAAUCCCCUCUCGACAGUACUGCUCGAGAUGAGCUAUGACCAGAUCAAGCCUGCCGUAGGAGAUGGACAAAAGGACUGGCUUGUAGGGAGGAGUGGGGUUAGAUGAUGAGAAAAGGUAUAACAUUCUUUAUAUGCAGGGGGGGGAAGUAGGGGGAUUACCGGGGCUUCAUUCUCUGUUCAAGGAUGUAAAGGCAGAUUUGGUUAGGUGACGAAGCUGGCGAGGGUUUAUGUUUGGAGCCCUGCUGACCUCCAGUAUUUUGGGAUGCGAGGAAGAGAAUGCUGAAAAAACUUGGCCAGGCUCGCUCCAUGGUUCUUUUCAGCUGUUGCUCCUUGGUGCGAGACCUUUACGCAGGCAACUGCUGUAAUGUCAGUGCUUUCUUUUCCAUUUUGGAAGUUGGUGCUCAAUAGGCAAAUUGUCUUCUGGCUUGUGCUGCUGCACACGUGCAUCUGCCCUGGAAGUGUAUCUUGUGAUUAAUGUUGACUGAAGGGUGGGAAAGCACGGUAAAAUGCAGCCAGGUCUGUAGAUUACAGCUAUCGAAAUUCCCUGACACAAGCUGAAGAUCCCUCUCUGUAUGAGAGAGAUGUUUUUCCUCUUUUUAUAAAAUCUUUGGCUAUGACUUGGACAGUCCCAUUUCCUCACCAAUAGCCCAGAGUACCUGGGGAAGGAGCAUGGCACAAGCUGAACUCUGUUGAGCUCAAACUCGCUUUUUAAGUAUUUUAUGGUAGAGAUGCUUCACAGCCCUGGAGGCUGAAGUCAGUUUAUAGUAGGGGCAGCAGUUUUGGAAAUCUGCGGCUGCCUACCCUAAGCGCCUUGGGACCUGGAGGAGCCCUAGGUCCCUUUGCUCAAUGUGACCCUUUCCCUACUCAGUGUCUUCUUAGGGAGGUCACUGCUAUUUGUAUUGUGGGUACAUGUCUUACGAGCUGGAGCGAGACCCCUGAUGUUUCCUACCAAAAGCAAGACUACUAAACUUAUUGUUAGGGGCUGGAGUCAGCUGUGACGUACGGUGCGUUGCAAGCUAAAGGGAGAGAGGCUGAACAGCCCAUGAUUUGCCUGGCGUUUCCCACAUCAACCCAGUCAGUUCUGCCCUGAAAAAUUAGACCUACCUCUAAAAUACUUAGGAAGGCUUCCCCUUUCUGAAGGGUCACGGGCUGAAGGGCUAGUGUGUUGUCCCCCCAAAGCGCCAGUCUAAUAAAAGUCUUUACCUCUUGUA
Rhea pennata is the source of this 2834-nucleotide messenger RNA. It is a transcript of the gene COLGALT1, whose product is annotated as collagen beta(1-O)galactosyltransferase 1. The transcript has 12 exons. NCBI's taxonomy places the organism in Eukaryota, Metazoa, Chordata, Aves, Rheiformes, Rheidae. Gene Ontology annotation, molecular function: procollagen galactosyltransferase activity. The record is from RefSeq and is a predicted model, not a curated record. The coding region runs from base 43 to 1662 and encodes 539 amino acids.